CGGCUGUCGUUCCCAGCUGGCCAUCGCAUCCGGACAUCCACAAGGCUAGAUUGCAACGCUGACAAGUUAAAUAGUCUAUGCAGGUCGCUGACCCGACCGUCGACGCGUGAGAUACCGGCGUUCGUGUUCCGUGCCCUGCUUCGUCCGUAGGGUUGGCCCCGGAAGAAGGCUUUUCUCCCUCCACCGUAGAAAAUUUUGAUCGGUAUCAUCCCCCCUAAUUAAUGCAUAUGUAAUUGCAAACGCAGAAAAAGUUUGGUUCUUGGAAGGGAGGAAAUCUGAUUUGACUUGGAGAAUCUACUUCGAGUGUUCCUUCUUUGGUUUCUUGAAUCAAGAUUUGAUAUUUUUCUGGUGUAAAAGAGGCACGGGAGGCCUUUAGAUUGCGUUCCGGGCGCAUCUACCGGGAAGUCGGGAGAAAAGAUCCGAGCUUUGGUGAGGACUUUGCGAUCUUGAUUUGGUCGGGAGGCGAUGGGUGAGCUGCGAGGGAGGCUGGGCACGUUGUUGCACAACAGAUGGCUCGUGUUCGUGGCCGCAAUGUGGGUGCAGGCCGUCGCAGGGAUCGGGUACCUCUUUGGCAGCCUGUCGCCGGUCAUCAAGAGCUCCCUGGGCUACAACCAGCGCCAGAUCGCGAGGCUCGGCGUCGCCAAGGAUCUGGGCGACAGCAUCGGCUUCCUCGCCGGGAGCCUCUGCGAGAUCCUCCCGCUCUGGGCGGCGCUGCUAAUCGGGGUGUUGCAGAACUUCGUGGGAUACGGCUGGGUUUGGCUCAUCGUGACCGGAAGAGCCCCCGUGUUGCCACUGUGGGCGAUGUGCAUUCUCAUAUUUGUGGGGACAAAUGGAGAGACGUACUUCAACACAGCUGCGCUGGUUUCGUGCGUACAAAACUUUCCUAAGAGCAGGGGCCCUAUAGUGGGCAUAUUGAAAGGCUUUGCUGGUCUCAGUGGUGCAAUCUUGACGCAGAUCUUUGCGAUGAUACAUACACCCGAUCAUGCCGCUUUGAUCUUCAUGGUUGCGGUUGGACCAUCGAUGGUGGUCAUCUCCUUGAUGUUUAUUGUCAGGCCCGUCGGUGGCCACAGGCAAGUGAGACCUUCGGAUCAAUCUAGUUUCAUGUUCGUCUACAGCAUUUGCUUGCUCCUUGCUGCUUACUUGAUGGGUGUCAUGCUGCUGGAAGACCUGGUUGACCUCAGCCGCGCCGUGAUCAUCGUGUUCACGGUGGUGCUGCUCUUUCUCUUGAUAGUUCCUGUUGUCAUUCCUUUGCUGCUGACCUUCCAUUUCGAUGUCGUCUCUCCUGUUCAAGAGUUUCUGUUGCCUGAACCUUCAAAUGGAGAGUCAAGCAAAUCUGCAGAACAAAAUGAGGUCAUUUUCAGUGAGGUUGAGGAUGAAAAGCCCAAGGAUGUCGACCUGCUUCCUGCAUCAGAAAGGCAGAAGCGGAUCGCUCACUUGCAAGCAAAGCUGUUCCAAGCUGCUGCUGAUGGAGCAGUCAGGGUGAAGAAGAAGAGAGGCCCUCACAGAGGAGAAGACUUCACCUUGAUGCAGGCACUGAUAAAGGCAGACUUUUGGCUCAUGUUUGUCUCUCUUCUCCUGGGAUCAGGCUCUGGGUUGACGGUCAUUGACAAUCUUGGUCAGAUGAGCGAGUCUUUGGGUUAUGACGAGGCUCAUAUUUUUGUCUCCAUGAUCAGCAUUUGGAACUUUCUUGGUCGAGUAGGUGGAGGCUAUUUAUCUGAGGUUAUCGUGAGGGACCAUGCAUAUCCAAGGCAUGUGGCUUUGGCUUGUUUCCAGAUUGUAAUGGCAAUAGGACACUUAUUCUUUGCCAUGGCUUGGCCUGGAACAAUGUACAUCGGAACCUUGCUGAUUGGACUCGGAUAUGGAGCUCACUGGGCUAUAGUCCCCGCUGCUGCAUCGGAGCUGUUUGGCUUGAAGAACUUUGGAGCUCUGUACAAUUUUCUUACGGUGGCUAAUCCUGCUGGUUCAUUAAUCUUCUCCGGCCUCAUUGCCAGUGUAAUUUACGACCACGAAGCAGAGAAACAAGCUCACGGAAUCCGCAGCUCAUUGCUGCGAGUUCGUAGACUGUUGGAAGGUGCUCUACUCGAUGUGGAGGAACCAUUGAAAUGCAAAGGGUCCAUCUGUUUCUUCUUCAGUUCACUGAUCAUGUCAGGACUCUGUGUCAUCGCAGUUAUCUUGAGCCUCAUUCUUGUUUACAGGACUAGAAUCGUCUACCUCAACCUUUACGGGCGCGCUCGCACAUAGUCUUCUGCAUCAAAAUUUGCCAUCUAUCUCAAGCUCUUUUAAUGUUGGGUAUUUGGUUAGCCAUUGAAACAGAGAUGCUUUCCUCCUUGUGAUAAGUGCAAUAAGAGUUGGCUGCAGGUUCUCCCAGAAGAGAGAUCGAUGCAGGCCAGAACUGUGCUUCUUCUUCCUUUUUCUUCUGGAAAGUAUCAGCUUGAGUAUUGUGCUAUGUAAUAUAUUUAUUAUGAUGCAUCAAUUGACAUUUUGGUAUAGAACUUUGAUUCUAAGCAUCUAUGACUUGUUAUCA
This is a messenger RNA of Musa acuminata subsp. malaccensis (wild Malaysian banana), 2524 nucleotides long. Its product is annotated as protein NUCLEAR FUSION DEFECTIVE 4. Gene Ontology annotation, cellular component: membrane. Lineage: Eukaryota; Viridiplantae; Streptophyta; Magnoliopsida; Zingiberales; Musaceae. The record is from RefSeq and is a predicted model, not a curated record.